AUGGCCGGACAUGGCAACGACGUGCACGCCGUGGUGCCCCACAAAGCCCAUGCGAAGACCGGAUUAGCAGCGUUCUGGGCAGCAGUUCUGAAAUUGGUUUUCCGACUCAGGUAUCUUGGCCUUUUCGGAUAUUUCCUUGAGUGGCUGCUGGAGGCUUGUCAUUCCAGCGGCAAGUUGCACAAGCUUUUGCACCCCAUCAACACGCCGAAGUUCCACCUCUUGGCCAUCACCAUGGUUUUGGCAGGUCAUGUAGCAGAGCAUCUGCAUCAAGAAGAGGAAAACCACCAUCAAGAGGCCCAUCUCGAAAACCUUCGUGCCGAGCUUCAAAAGUUGCGCCACACUGACUAG
Molecule: messenger RNA, 348 nt
Organism: Symbiodinium pilosum
Lineage: Eukaryota; Dinophyceae; Suessiales; Symbiodiniaceae
Source: the annotation of a GenBank genome assembly